CAAUUCUCUUUCACCUUUAAAUCUCCGACACGUCUCCUCCUAACCCCACACUCGUGCCGCUUUCUCCGUCUCCUCACGUGCGACCACGUCCUCCUCCAUUUAUAUUUCUAUACAAACUCCCUCUCUUCCUUCAUACCCCUCUCACUCUGUCCCUCCUUCUCUGUCUCUCUCAAGGCUUCAAUCUUUUGUUUCUGCAAUGGCUUCUGCAACUCACCUUUUGACAGAUGAGCUUGACAUUGUCAUCCCCACCAUCAGAAACCUCGACUUCCUCGAGAUGUGGAGGCCAUUCCUUCAGCCCUACCACCUCAUCAUCGUCCAAGAUGGUGACCCAUCAAAGACCAUCAAGGUCCCUGAUGGCUUUGACUAUGAGCUCUACAAUCGUAACGACAUUAACAGGAUUCUGGGUCCUAGGUCCUCCUGCAUUUCCUUCAAGGACUCUGCCUGCCGCUGCUUCGGCUACAUGGUCUCCAAGAAGAAGUACAUCUUCACUAUUGACGAUGACUGCUUCGUUGCACAAGACCCAGCUGGCAAACCCGUCAAUGCACUGGAGCAGCACAUCAAGAACCUUCUUUCACCAUCCACCCCCUUUUUCUUCAACACUCUGUAUGAUCCUUACAGGGAUGGCGCUGAUUUCGUUCGUGGAUACCCUUUCAGUCUCCGGGAGGGUGUCCCAACUGCUGUUUCUCAUGGUCUGUGGCUAAACAUCCCAGAUUAUGAUGCACCUACACAGCUUGUGAAGCCUCUUGAGAGGAACACCAGGUUUGUGGAUGCUGUUCUGACAAUUCCAAAGGGUACCUUGUUCCCCAUGUGUGGUAUGAAUUUGGGUUUCGACCGUGACCUCAUUGGCCCUGCAAUGUACUUCGGGCUCAUGGGUGAUGGUCAGCCAAUUGGACGCUACGACGAUAUGUGGGCUGGCUGGUGCAUCAAGGUGAUAUGUGACCACUUGGGACUGGGAGUGAAGACAGGCCUGCCUUAUAUCUAUCACAGCAAAGCCAGCAACCCAUUUGUGAACCUGAGGAAGGAGUACAAAGGCAUCUUCUGGCAGGAAGAGAUCAUCCCAUUCUUCCAAGCUGCGGUUCUUCCCAAAGACUGCACCACUGUUCAAGCUUGCUAUGUUGAACUGUCCAAGCAGGUCAAGGAAAAGCUCGGCAAGGUGGAUCCCUACUUCGACAAGCUUGCCGAAGCCAUGGUCACAUGGAUUGAAGCUUGGGAUGAGCUUAACCCAACUGGACCUGGUGCCAAACUGGCCAACGGCAAGGCUAAUUAAAACAAGAACUUAAACAAAGUUGAAUAUUCAACUGCAAUUUGCUCUUAUAUUUACUGUACUUUCUUGGAGCUGUCAUUAGUUUAGUCACUGUAUCUUUUUUAUCCUCCUGAGCCAUUUUGGUCAUCGCUUUGAUUUGCAUAUCGGCAGAUGUAAUUUUAUUUAUUUACUUUGUCCAAUGAGCUUAGUGCAAUAAAAUAUGUAGUUCAUUUAGCAUUUUAAUCCAAGGAUAAACGUUUGCCUCAUAAAUAAUUGGCAGAUAAA
Messenger RNA from Prunus avium (sweet cherry), 1528 nucleotides. It is a transcript of the gene RGP1, whose product is annotated as reversibly glycosylated polypeptide 1. Gene Ontology annotation, cellular component: plant-type cell wall; Golgi apparatus; cytosol. Gene Ontology annotation, biological process: plant-type cell wall organization or biogenesis; UDP-L-arabinose metabolic process. Gene Ontology annotation, molecular function: UDP-arabinopyranose mutase activity. Lineage: Eukaryota; Viridiplantae; Streptophyta; Magnoliopsida; Rosales; Rosaceae. The record is from RefSeq and is a predicted model, not a curated record.